Solenopsis invicta (red fire ant) is the source of this 1177-nucleotide messenger RNA. RefSeq names its product zinc finger protein 830. Gene Ontology annotation, cellular component: nucleus; spliceosomal complex. The transcript is spliced from 4 exons. Gene Ontology annotation, molecular function: nucleic acid binding; zinc ion binding. The record is from RefSeq and is a predicted model, not a curated record. Gene Ontology annotation, biological process: mitotic DNA damage checkpoint signaling; nuclear DNA replication; mitotic DNA replication checkpoint signaling. Lineage: Eukaryota; Metazoa; Arthropoda; Insecta; Hymenoptera; Formicidae. The coding region runs from base 300 to 1076 and encodes 258 amino acids.
ACAGUUAGAUUCAUGGUUAUAGUCGCUCUCAGACUUCUUUCUGAUGUCAUGAUAUGAUACGCUACCAAAACAUAACCUCAAAGUCGUUCAUUACCUGUCAUUGUAUGUACAUUGUUACGUGGUGAUUUAAUCGAGUGAAAAUGUCCUUAAAAAGAAAAUUGACGCAGGAUGAUCUUCGUAAGGCGAUGAAUGAACACAAAAAGAAACUUGGUGCAGUUAAGAAAAUUGAGUCGCCGUUGGCAAGAUAUCCUUUUUAUAUUCUGUAGCGCAAUUUGAGGUUAGCACAUUCAGGACAGCUUAUGUGCAUUUUAUGCAAGUCAGUUAUACGCAAUGAAACAGUUUGGCCUGUUCAUUUAAAUUCUAAGGUACACAAGGAUAAUGUUACGUUAGCAAAAAAGACUAAAUUAGAAACGGAAAGUACUGUGAAGACAUCUAAUGUUCAAACAUUCAAGAGACCUCCCUCUCCAUCUCAAAACACUUCAGCGAACAAAAAGAUAAAAGGAAUAUUGAAAAAUUCCAACCAGCCAGUAGUACAGGUCAAGUCAACUUUACCGGCAGAUUUUUUUGAUGAUAAUUCAAAGCAAGUUAAUGUUGCAUCCACUGGGAUGCAAAAGUUAGAGAACAAAGAAAGAGAUUCCACAGUUAGUGCAAUGGAGAUACAACAUGUGGAAGAAGAAAAAGAGAAAGAAAAAGAAAAAAUAAAGGAUAUAAAUCCAGCUACUCUUCCAGAAGGAUUUUUUGACGAUCCUGUGAUGGAUGCUAAGGUUCGUAACGUUGAAUACAAAGAUCCCAUUGAAGAAGAAUGGGAGAAAUUUCAAAAAGAAAUUAAGGAAGAAACUGCUCAAUCUGCACAAAUUAUAGCUGAUGAUCAGGAGGAAGCUACAACGGAAAGGCAAAUGGACGAAAUUGAGGAACAAAUUAGACAUUGGUCUAGGGUAAUGGAUCUCGCAAAACGUAUGGAACAAGUGCAGGGUACUGAUAGAAAACAAGAAAAUAAUGAUGGUGAUGCAUCAAGUGGUGACGAAGCUGAAUUCGAAGAAUUUCUUGACUGGCGAGCAAAAAAUUCAUAUAAAUGAAUGUUUUAUGUACCUAACAAUUUUGUAAAUAUUACUCAUCCUUUUUAGUAGAUUUAUUUGUAUAAAUUGGUAAGUUUUUUCUUAAUUAGUGUACAUUUAAU